CAAUUCUCCAUACAAGGAGAUUGUCUGUCGAGUAGCAGUAUGCGCUAUGAAUAAAAUCCGCGAGACAUGACUAUUAUCUGUGACUUGCCGAGUGCCACUCAAGCUGCACUGCAGAUUCGUAGCAUUGCCGCGAAUUCUCCGAAUGCUCAGCGAGAAUCUUCCAACAAUUGUGUGAGUGUAUAUCGACAUUCUACAGAGCCAUCUUCGUUCAUCGUAAACCGAUCAACACAGAGUCACGAGGUUGUUGCGCCAAGUGCAGAUGCUAAAGCUGCCCGAGAUGGGUGGGAUAAGGUAUGCUAGAGCGCGCUUUUGAUGUGCUCAACUCUGCCAGAUGUUUCCUCGGUCGUAGCAAGCAUAGAUGGCGACAAUGCGAGAAUUGUGGUUUCGUAGAUUCAAGACCACUCUCAGCAAAGAUUUCUGGCAAAACGCCUCCCGGCGUGAUAGUGGUAUGGAUCGAGGUUAUGGGUAUGCGGAUGCGAGCAUGGAGGUUCAGGAACAUGAUCAAGCUUGCGAGGAGUUUGGGUCGUCGGGUUGACCGGCGUAGCAAGCAAAGGAGGAAGCCCUCGUCCAGAGUCGUCCAAUCUAGGCGAUCAAUUGGAAUGGAGUUCGGGGCUGAAUGGUUGGCCGACGGAGCAGGUGCCAGCUUGCGAGGCGAGGCUUGCCACGGCUUGCAUUCCAGAUGGCACAGACAGCACACGGUCCGGAUGCACCUGCACCGCAGCCGCAAUGUUCUUGGACACAGUGACAUUCAAGUUUGGCCCGCGUCUGAGACACGACACUCACUGCCGUACUGCUCUCCAUCUCCACCUACGCGAUCAGCUGUGCGCUCUCUGUCGCUUCCAUCGCAUUUCCUGUGCGACUUCAUCUGCCCUACCCUACACGCACACUCAGCCAGCAAACGCCUCUCCCGCCUCGCCUCUCCGAAUCCUCUCGAGCCUCGCUCGGGAGUCGGGUGCUCCUUCAACGGCGAGCCCAACAGACAGCGUCUGCAGCCGCAGCCCGUGUUUCCGAGUGACCUUUCCCACGUGCGCGUGACGACAACGCGCCUUCUGCUCAUACCCUCUCCAAGGCGCCCAGGUCAUGGAGUUGGACUGCUAAGCGAGCGCGAACGCACUUUUGGAAUGGGAUACUCGGGCAUUGCGCCCGGUCUCAGGCCCGCUGUUGAAGCGGACGCACUAUUUGCUGGCCUGGACGGACACCGGAGA
Pseudocercospora fijiensis CIRAD86 is the source of this 1205-nucleotide messenger RNA. RefSeq lists its product as uncharacterized. The record is from RefSeq and is a predicted model, not a curated record. NCBI's taxonomy places the organism in Eukaryota, Fungi, Ascomycota, Dothideomycetes, Mycosphaerellales, Mycosphaerellaceae. The transcript has a single exon. The annotation marks the transcript as partial.